AUGCCUGAAGCUGAAGUUCUUCAAAAUAUUAAGUUCAAAAGAGCGAGAGGAAACACAGAUGUGGCCACACCCUCUAUGGAUGAUCCCACUUAUUGCAACAUCAAUUACUCAGAAACUCAGCGACCUGCAUCAAGCAGGCGAUCGGGGGUCACAUGGGAGCGAGUGGUCCUGCUGGUCCUCAGUGUUCUCCUGGCAGCUGCCCUCACAGCUCUUGGUGUAACCCAUGAAACAUGUCCGAGGUGUGAGGACGGCUGGGAGCCACAUGGAGGAAAGUGCUACUUCUUCUCCUCCGUUUGGUUAUACUGGACUCAGAGUAGAAAACAAUGCACAUCAAUGAGUGGAGACCUGGUUGUGAUAAACAACAGAGAGGAGCAGGAAUUCCUGGUGUCAAGAGUGAGUGAAAAUAUGAAAAAAGAGGAGGGAAGGUUCUGGAUCGGACUGACAGACUCAAAGAAAGAGGGUGAAUGGCUUUGGGUGGACGACACACGACUGAAUACAAGUUUGACGUUUUGGCGUGAGGGCCAGCCAGACAACAGGCAGAGGACAAAUCCUGAUGGACGCUGGAUAGGGGAGGACUGUGUGAGGAUGGGGGAGAAAAAAGGAGCCGAGGACCUGAAGAUCUGGAGCGACGAACACUGCGGAAGGCUUCAAAAAAGUAUUUGUGAGAAACCAGAUAAAGCAUGAGCCUGAAAUCCAGUUGGAUCAGAUUGAGCUCGAGUCUUCAGCCACUUUCACAAACUGAGACUUGAUGCUUUAUUAAUGAAGAUCUUCUCCAGACAUAAACAACUUUGAAUAAUAUCUAGAGUCUCAUAUGUUCUUCAGUUUCCUUGUUAUUUUAAAGUGAU
Limanda limanda (common dab) is the source of this 845-nucleotide messenger RNA. Its product is annotated as hepatic lectin-like. The coding region runs from base 1 to 684 and encodes 227 amino acids. The transcript has 6 exons. The record is from RefSeq and is a predicted model, not a curated record. NCBI's taxonomy places the organism in Eukaryota, Metazoa, Chordata, Actinopteri, Pleuronectiformes, Pleuronectidae.